UGCUCUUUGUUGAUAUCAGAAACGGGCCUGUCAUUCACUCUGGCGUUGAAGCAUGGCCUAUCUAGGGAGCAGGAUGAGGACUUUUUUUCCCCUCCCACAAGGGCUGGACAGUUUCUACAGGCUCAGAAAGCCCUGAGCAGUUUCUCUGGAGUUUCUCCUCCUUUUUCUCUCGGAAAUUCAUGGUGCAUUUGCUCUGCUUUUAAAAUGCGUUAAGGUCUUCUUUGUGACUUGGAGCUAGCAGACAGCUGGACAUGUAUAAUUCGAAUUAUGCAGGUCUUGUGAGUAACAUCUCACUUGUUGCAUAUCCAGUUUCCAGCACCAACUCACCAACAAAGAUUUUACCAAAAACCUUAGGGCCAAUAAAUGUGAAUGUUGGACCCCAAAUGAUUAUAAGCACACCACAGAGAAUCACCAAUUCAGGAAGUGUUCUGAUUGGGAGUCCAUAUACCCCUGCACCAGCAAUGGUCACCCAGACUCACAUAGCUGAGGCUACUGGCUGGGUUCCCAGUGAUAGAAAACGAGCUAGAGAAUUUAUAGACUCUGAUUUUUCAGAAAGUAAACGAAGCAAAAAAGGAGAUAAAAAUGGGAAAGGCUUGAGACACUUUUCAAUGAAAGUAUGUGAGAAAGUUCAGCGGAAAGGCACGACAUCCUACAAUGAAGUAGCUGAUGAGCUGGUGUCUGAGUUCACCAAUUCAAGUAACCAUCUGGCAGCUGAUUCGCAGGCUUAUGAUCAGAAGAACAUUAGACGAAGAGUUUAUGAUGCUUUAAAUGUGCUAAUGGCAAUGAACAUAAUUUCAAAGGAAAAAAAAGAGAUCAAGUGGAUUGGCCUGCCUACCAAUUCUGCUCAGGAGUGCCAAAACCUGGAAAUAGAGAAGCAGAGGCGCAUAGAGCGGAUAAAGCAGAAACGAGCCCAGCUGCAAGAGCUUCUCCUGCAGCAAAUUGCUUUUAAAAACCUGGUACAGAGAAAUCGACAAAAUGAACAACAAAACCAGGGCCCUCCAGCUCUGAACUCCACCAUUCAGCUGCCAUUUAUAAUCAUUAACACAAGCAGAAAAACAGUCAUAGACUGCAGCAUCUCCAGUGACAAGUUUGAAUAUCUUUUUAAUUUUGAUAACACCUUUGAGAUUCAUGAUGACAUAGAGGUACUGAAACGGAUGGGAAUGUCCUUUGGUCUGGAGUCAGGCAAAUGCUCUCUGGAGGACCUGAAAAUCGCAAAGUCACUGGUUCCAAAAGCUUUAGAAGGCUACAUCACAGAUAUCUCUACAGGACCUUCUUGGUUAAAUCAUGGACUGCUUUUGAACUCUAGCCAAUCGGUUUCAAAUUUGGACCUGACCACUGGUGCCACUGCACCCCAAUCAAGUGUAAACCAAGGGUUGUGCUUGGAUGCUGAAGUGGCCUUAGCAACUGGGCAGUUCCUUGCCCCAAACAGUCACCAGUCCAGCAGUGCGGCCUCUCACUGCUCAGAGUCCCGCGGCGAGACCCCCUGUUCCUUCAACGAGGAAGAUGAGGAAGAUGAGGAGGAGGAUUCCUCUUCCCCAGAAUAAAGACAGGAGAGAACUCGUGUUUUAAUACCUGAUGCUCAUGUGUGUCUUUAGUGUGAGCUCUUGUGUUUUGAAAUGAUUGCUUCAGUCUUUGCCUUUGUUUGCAUUUGUGUUUAGUGAAAACUAGAGAAACACAAGCAGCAAAUUUUAUGAAGGCCGAGAUGAUUGAAAUGGAAGUUAACAUAGCGUGAAGGAAACCUGAGCAGUAGGGCACGUCG
Messenger RNA from Acomys russatus (golden spiny mouse), 1759 nucleotides. It is a transcript of the gene Tfdp2, whose product is annotated as transcription factor Dp-2. The record is from RefSeq and is a predicted model, not a curated record. Bases 252 to 1544 code for a protein of 430 amino acids. The transcript is spliced from 11 exons. Gene Ontology annotation, molecular function: RNA polymerase II transcription regulatory region sequence-specific DNA binding; DNA-binding transcription factor activity, RNA polymerase II-specific. Gene Ontology annotation, biological process: regulation of cell cycle; regulation of transcription by RNA polymerase II. NCBI's taxonomy places the organism in Eukaryota, Metazoa, Chordata, Mammalia, Rodentia, Muridae. Gene Ontology annotation, cellular component: transcription regulator complex; nucleus.